AGCAUGGCAAUGUUAUUUUUCAAUUUCUAAAGAAAAGGCUGAUGUUCAGAGGUGCUGAGCAGUUCUUUUUGAUCUGAGUAGGAUACCUGCAUACUGUAUUAAAGGUGUGAGAUGGCAGAAAUUCCUUUUUAAACUACUUUAAACCCAGAAAGCCCUGAAAUCUGUUUUCCUAGUUUCUCUUUUGCCCAUGUCUGUUUUGCCUGUGAAUCAAUAGCGACAACAUUUCUCUUUAACAUAUGUGUCACUGUCAGUUAUAGAUACAUUUCUCAGACAACAUGGGGAUUUAGCUUUGCUUCUAUUUUAUUUUCCUGGUUGAGAAUUUACAAGAACACAACAGUCCACAUAAAAAAUGCUUUUUACUCACACCUGUUGUUUAAAUUUGCCAGGCACUAAGUUGUGUAGGAACUUGUUAGCUUUCAUUACAGCACCUGGAAAAAAUGUCGUCAUUCUCUAAGUAGAGCGCAGCCUACCCUCCAGCACCAGCACACCUUGAGCUUGAUUCUCCUAUGAUGGAUGUGUCCUUAUCUUGCUUACCUUCACACUGCAGAUUGCUUUUAUUGGUGAUGAAAGGAUGGAAAGAACCUAAGCUGAGUGGCAGACAUUGAGAUGAGUGUGCAGGUAGUAAAACUGUUCUCUACUGAGUAAUGUUAAUCACACUGAGGCGUAACUGUAAGGUAAGUGUGAUGUACAUUGCUACACACCAGAAAGUACAAGCAUCUGAAACAAGGAAACGGUCCUGGUUUCAUUCAAGGUAAAAGAAAUAAAUGAUAGUAUUUCCAAUUCAAGCAGCUGUUGAGUUAUUCCAAGUCACAAAAGAGAUGAACUGUGUCACACUUAGUGCUUACUGGAGAAGUCACUCAUCCCAGGCAGUUGUCUUCCCUCAGCAGCAGUUUUAAAAAUUUUCUUAGUUGUUUCCCAUAGCCCUGCUUGCAAAGAUACAAAACAAAUACCUACUUUAGUUUUUGCAAAUAUCCUAUUGCAGUAUAAAUCUGUGCAAAUAUCAUUAACUUGAUUUAUCCUGUAUGGAAAGGGAAUAAAGUAAAAUCCCUGCUUACUGAUUUCUGUAGCAUAUAGCAAUUGUAUACUUAGACAUCUUUAGAGAGGCUCUUUUGAAAUAUGUCUGAGUUUAGGAAGAAAAAUAUGAAGAAAAGGAAUGGACUUUGUAGUAUGCAUGGACUCACUCCAAAAAGAAUAUGCAAGCCCAGUGCCAAAUGCCUCCACCCAAAUACCCGAGACGUUACUAAUUUGAUAAGAGUCCUUUUCCUGUUUUUUACUAGCCUGUGCAGUUUCUCAAGCUAUCUGUACUGUGUUCCCACGAAGAGCAAUUUUAGUGGCAUGGAACAUCUCUGCAAAGCGAAAUGAAGGUGUAGUUGCAGCACAGGUAGGUGAAAGCACACGGGAAUGGGUGGUCAGAGCAGUAAAUGUGUGGAAAGUGGGCUGGCAACCAGCCUGCACGUAUAGCUGGGUGAGUAUUUGGCAUAAACUGCAGAGAAGCCUUUUGCUUAUGGCAGUAGAUAUUAGUAAAAAUAUAUGCUGGGGCUUCAAAUAAUGUUGAAUGGCUUGGAAAAAUUGCUAGACUAGGUACUGAGCAGGAUCUAGAGUCUUUUCUCUAGAAGAACAUGUAAGUACAGUAAAUGCAAAUCAGGACUGUAUUCUUCACACAGGGUACGCCUGAAGAUUCACACAGAAAAUUCGGAACCACGUUUUCCCUCCCACUGCUGUAUCUGUCCAAGCAAAUGUGCCUGUUGUCUUUCUUCCUGACUGGUAGACACCUGCUGUGGAGGUGGCACUUGGUGCUGGCACCUGAGGAUGGCUGAAUGCAGUCGCCUGGCCCACUUCUCUCACCAGAUGAAGCAGGAAUCCCAGGUAUAUUAGUUGGAGUUUCUGUAGAUGGAAAGGAAGUCUGGUCAGAAGGCUUGGGCUAUGCUGACGUAGAGAACCGCGUGGUGUGUAAGCCAGAGACCAUCAUGCGCAUCGCCAGUAUCAGCAAGUGUCUGACAAUGAUGGCUGUUGCUAAAUUGUGGGAAGAGGGGAAACUGGAUUUAGAUGCUCCAGUGCAGAAAUAUGUCCCUGAAUUUCCAGAAAAAGUCUACGAGGGUGAAAAGGUCACUAUUACCACAAGACUGCUAGUUUCACACUUGAGUGGGAUUCGUCACUAUGAAAAAGAUAUUACAAAAGUAAAAGAAGAAAAGGAAAAGGCAAACAGAGCACUUAAGCUAACAAAAUCCCAUCAGGAUAAAGAACAAAAAGAAAAAGAAGGUAAAGGGAUGGAAAAAACUGAUUGUGUCAAACAGAAGAAAGAACAUGAUGGUGAGACAAAAAGCCGAAAUUCAAAGCCUGGCAGGAAAGACAAGGAGUUUGAACAGGAAGAGUACUAUUUGAAGGAAAAAUUUGAAAGUGUGAUUGAAUCACUGAAGAUAUUUAAAAAUGAUCCUUUGUUCUUUAAACCAGGUAGUCAGUUCUUGUACUCAACGUAUGGCUUUACUCUCUUAAGUGCUGUUGUGGAAAGAGCUUCAGGACAAAAAUUUACAGACUAUAUGCUGAAAAUGUUUCGUGAUUUGGAUAUGCUGUCAACUGUCCUAGAUGACAAUGAAGCAAUGAUAUAUAACAGAGCAAGGUGUUACGUUUACAACAAAAAGGGACGGCUGGUAAAUGCACCAUAUGUGGACAACUCUUACAAGUGGGCUGGUGGUGGCUUUUUGUCAUCAGUAGGUGACCUCCUGAAAUUUGGAAAUGCCUUGUUGUACAGUUAUCAAGCCGGACAAUUUAAAAACAGGAAUGACCAACUUCUUCCAGGGUACCUCAAGCCAGGCACAGUUGCAAUGAUGUGGACCCCAGUGCCAAAAACAGAAGUGUCGUGGGACAGGGAUGGUAAAUAUGCCAUGGCUUGGGCUGUGGUAGAGAAAAACCAACAGUAUGGCUGCUGCAGACAGCAGAGACAUUACGCAUCUCACACCGGGGGGGCCGUGGGGGCCAGCAGUGUCCUCCUCAUUCUGCCUGAAGAGCUGGACCCUGAAGCUCUUGGGACUUGGCCAGUGGCACCCCCAAGAGGAGUAAUUGUCACUAUUAUCUGUAAUAUGCAAUCGGUUUCCCUCAACAGCACUGCCUUAAAGAUUGCAAGGGAAUUCGAUAAAGAAAAACGGGCACAGUAUACAGACUAAAAGAGAUGUAUGUGACUCAACUCACUGAACUGAAAAACAAAGGGAGAAGGGUGUAAUUGGACUUCAGUAUCACUAAGAAUAUGGGAAGAAAAAGCAUAAGAAAUUCACUUAACCUCUGCUAGUGGUGCUAAACUUAUGUCUAACUGGAAUUCAUCUCUCAGGGAAAUUCCUAACUUACAGAAAAUGAGAAUGUAACAGUCAAAGUUGACUUUCUGUAGUACCUGUGUAAAUUAUCAUUAUAUUAGCAGGUUAUUUUUCUCAACUAGUGAAACACUUGACAAAGAUUUUUAAAAAAUAGCUUUUUUUUGCACUAAGAAGUACAAAUUAUCUACCGUGAAUGUUAAACUUUAGAAAUAUUUCACAUCUCAAUUUGAACACACAAAUAUGUUGCUUGUUAUUGUCACAGUUCCAGUCUGCCAAAACUGUUCAGUAUUACUUUUUAAAGAAAAAGUGUAUCACCGUUGCUUUUUGUUUUCACAUAGCACUUUCCUUACUUGCUUAAAAAAAACAACAAAAUCCAAAUCCUGAAGCUACCUCCAGAAUGCAGAGUUAUACCAGAAGCAGGCUUUUGUCAGAGCUGUGGAUUAAGCACUAGAAAAGAAUUAAUCUAGAGCAAUGUAAGUAAGUAUCUUUUUGUUGUUUAGAUGUUCUCCCAUCCAUUUUUAUUGGACACAGAGAAUGUGUGAAAUUAGUUUACUGUGCAAUGAAGGUAUUAUUUCUAGAGCCAGAUCCACCCAAAUAGCACAAUGUGGCAAGCUGUCAAACUGUCUCAUUGUUUUUGAGUGAUACACAUGCUAACUUGGUAGGCAGAAAUGGCACUGUAUUCUGUAGUGUCAAUAUUCCUUUAUAAACACAAAUUAGGAACUUAAAUAACUCAGUACAAUUUAAAGCCCAUUCUUGACACCAGGAGUAGAAGUCUCACCAACCAAACAUGGUCGUGGCAACUGUCAUCUCAAAGAUUUACCUCCACCUCACUUCCCCUGUGUUACAUCAGACAAUUAUUUCCAGGCUGAGACAAAGUAGAAGUAUCUUUCAGGAAAGGUUUCAAUACUUCCUUUCCUGCACUGUUUAGCAGCUCUGCUUCUCUGAAUUCAAGGAGCAAGAUGUUUUGGACAGCAGCUAGCAGAAGGUAGCCCUACCUGCCUCUUUCCCGAACUAAUGCUUUUAGUAUUAUCUUCAUAGUUGUUACCUGCCCUGUGAUGAUACAGCAUGCUGCCAUGUCUGUUCCCACUAUGCCUAUGGUAAUAUUUAUUACCUAAGACCAAGAAACCUGGAAAUUUAGUAUUUUGAGGGGUCAGUGUUUCACCUACAUUUUAAAUUGAAGCUAGUAGGACUAGUUUAGUAUACUCUUCAUAAUUAUAACAUUUUGUGCCUUAAAAAUUGUUUGCUUGGGGUUUCUGGCCCACUCACCAAAACUUCACUUUUUUGUUCAUUAAUAAUGUAUUGUCUUUAUCUCAAGAGUAUCUAAUCAGUAAACACAACAAAGAGAACCCUUCUGAAUGAACUUUCAUUGGUCAGGCAAUAAAUUAUCUCCUCUUUCUCUGAAGUCUUUGGUAUUGUCUGACAGUUCCAAUACAGAAGUACUGGGGUUCUUCCCCCAGUCCUGAGCACCUGCUAGCUGGGGAAAAGCAGGAGUGCUAGCUUUAGGCAGGGAAUGAGAAUAAGAACUUCUGGUUUUGUGUUGAACACCUGAAUAGAAAUAGAUCAAACAUAAUGUUUUAAAUGCAGAAAAUCUGAAGAGUAACACUUUUAUGAUUUUUAACAUAUUUAUCUUGUACAAUACCCUGUUUUGCAAAUGGUAUUUCUUGUUUUUGAAAAACAUUUUGUAUACUUGGGAGAAAACAAGUUUCAUUCACUGUUGUGUGUGAAUUUAGACAAAGGCUGAGAAUGUAGAAGGUGUAGGUUUACUGUUACGCUUGUUUGCAUAUGAGCGAACACUAACAAAUGUAAAUAUUUGAUGUAUGAAAAUGAGUAAGGGUAAAAACUAAGGCAUUGCUAAUACCACUAUAUUAAUGACAGUGUCUCACUCCCCAUUUAGAAUAUGUUUAGCCACCAAUUUUUUAUUUGCAUACCAUGUUCUUUAUACUUGAUCUCCUGUAAUAAGGCUUUUAAAAAGCCUCUGAUGUCACAUGUGCAGUACUGGAGAUGCUCUGAUUUCAUCUUCCAGUACCUGGAACAAAAUGGGUCCCUGACAGUCUCUGCUAUGGUAUUAAAUUAAUCAUGAGUUCUUAUCUUUUAGGGUAGAGAAAGCAGAGAUAUGAGCGAGUAGGAAUCAAUCUGGCCUUAGCGUAUGUAUUCAGGUCAAAAUUAAUAUUGCUACUUUGUUCUAAAACCAGUGAUUUGAUGGGCUGGCAUUUCAUGUGGGAAACUGUCUGGUCAAUUAAGAGCAGCUUUCAUGAUAGACUUAAUUGUGAGUGAACCUUUGUUGUGAGUGGCACUGACAUAAACCCCUAUUUUUCUUAGAAGGCACGUGUAUUCCAUUGGUACACCUGUUUCUGUAUCAAACACCUCCUUCUGCAUCUGGUAAUUACAUGUUCACUGUUUGAAAUAACUGAAAUAAAACUUACCUUGCAAAUGCAA
Corvus hawaiiensis (hawaiian crow) is the source of this 5741-nucleotide messenger RNA. RefSeq names its product lactamase beta (gene LACTB). The record is from RefSeq and is a predicted model, not a curated record. Bases 1818 to 3161 code for a protein of 447 amino acids. Lineage: Eukaryota; Metazoa; Chordata; Aves; Passeriformes; Corvidae. The transcript has 6 exons.